CCUUAGCAGCGGCGGCAGCAGCAGCAGCGGAGGCUCCCGCCGUCUCAGCCCCGCGCUGGUGCCACCUCCCUCGGUCCUUCUGCGCUUCCUCCCUCCGUUUGCACCAUGGCUGAUCAACUGACUGAAGAACAGAUUGCUGAAUUCAAGGAAGCUUUCUCCCUAUUUGACAAAGAUGGCGAUGGGACCAUCACAACAAAGGAACUUGGCACUGUCAUGAGGUCACUGGGUCAGAACCCAACAGAAGCCGAAUUGCAGGAUAUGAUCAAUGAAGUGGAUGCUGAUGGCAAUGGCACCAUUGACUUCCCAGAAUUUUUGACUAUGAUGGCUAGAAAAAUGAAAGAUACAGACAGUGAAGAAGAAAUCCGCGAGGCAUUCCGAGUCUUUGACAAGGAUGGCAAUGGGUACAUCAGUGCGGCAGAGCUCCGUCAUGUCAUGACAAACUUAGGAGAAAAACUAACAGAUGAAGAAGUAGAUGAAAUGAACAGAGAAGCAGAUAUUGAUGGAGAUGGACAAGUCAACUAUGAAGAAUUCGUACAGAUGAUGACUGCAAAAUGAAGACCUACUUUCAACUUUUCCCCUCCUCUAGAAGAAUCAAAUUGAAUCUUUUACUUACCUCUUGCAAAAAAAAAAAAAAAAGA
Eptesicus fuscus (big brown bat) is the source of this 638-nucleotide messenger RNA. Its product is annotated as calmodulin-1-like. Bases 106 to 555 code for a protein of 149 amino acids. Lineage: Eukaryota; Metazoa; Chordata; Mammalia; Chiroptera; Vespertilionidae. The transcript has a single exon. Gene Ontology annotation, molecular function: calcium ion binding. The record is from RefSeq and is a predicted model, not a curated record.